Halichondria panicea is the source of this 5170-nucleotide messenger RNA. RefSeq names its product NACHT, LRR and PYD domains-containing protein 5-like. Lineage: Eukaryota; Metazoa; Porifera; Demospongiae; Suberitida; Halichondriidae. The record is from RefSeq and is a predicted model, not a curated record. The transcript is spliced from 2 exons. Gene Ontology annotation, cellular component: cytoplasm. Bases 818 to 4075 code for a protein of 1085 amino acids.
ACAAAGACAAAGCUGAACAGUCACAGUUUACUGGCCACAAAGACAAACUUUUAGCAUGUACGUUAGCUGUACGUACAAACAAGUUGUGCACUGUACAAGUUUGAGGUCCCCCAACCUAAACACAAGAAAGUGAACUGUAGUCUCCAAACUGACACACAAUCUACGUAAGAACAGGGACAUACGAACACAAUGGAUCUAUCUCCAUCGACACAAGGGGAACAAGAGCCACAACAAGUGAGCAGUCACAGUCCGUUGGCUCAACACACAAAUACUUCACCACUAAUUGUGAGUAUUCCACGCUCAAUAAGAGAACAACAUAUCACUGAAACUGCCUCUAAUGAUACUCAGUUUUCUGUUCAUACUCUUUCACAACUAAUUGUCAGUAUACCGUAUUCAGUAAGAGCACAACGGUUAAAAAAAACUUAUCGUUAGUAUUCCAAGAGAAAUACAUUCAGAACAUGAAUUAUCCGACCAAUUUCACUCUGAUAUUCACUCUCCACUAGCUAGGAAACGGUCGUCUACUAGAACCAGGGGCAAAACGUGCCAACCUAGCUCUACCUUGCAAGGUGCCAGUUGUACAGAUAUUACACCAGCUAAAAGGGUUCACCACAAUAACCCUCAACAGUUGGCAGGUAGAGCACGUCAGUACGAGAGUGAUGAUAGUGAUAGUAUAUGUAUACAGCAGUAUGAAAGUGACACCUCACAGCAAUCUAAUGGUGAACAUAAUGAGACUGAUGAUGACACAAACCAACAACAUUCUAUAGCAAGUUCUAGUCAAAUAACAUCAGCUGGUAGUCAAAUUUUAAAUUUCAACGAAAUGUACAGAGAACUUCCCGAAGUCAGUCCAAAAUGGUACAACCUAAGCCUAGCAUUGGGUCUUGAUACAGGCAUCCUCAAUAUCAUAGAACACGAUAAUAAAGAAUGUGAAACCUGUUUAAGGAAAGCCCUAUACCAACGACAUACUAUCAGACCAUUGACAUGGGCAGAAAUUGAUACAGCUUUAAGACAACGUACUGUUCAAAUGAAUGCAUUGGCUGAUAAAAUACAAGAAAAUAUCUCGACAAAAAGCUUAUUAUCGCGUACAUGUAGCUCACAGCCUAGUAGUGACCCCACUCCAGAAUGUGUUGUGAGGUACUCCAGCUUCCUUAAAGACAAGUACAAACAGAUGUCAUCUUUACCAGACGAUUGGCCACCACCAUUGAAAGAUAAAUUUUCAAAACUAGCUCUAAUUGAGAAGAAACAGAUUCCUUUACCUCAAGCUAAGCACACACAAUCAAUUGAGUAUGAUUACGCUACUGGUAAUGUGGACAAUAUUGUUAAGAGAAAGCAAGUGAUUACAUUAGAAAAGAUCUUCGAGCCACUACCUGGUGAUUCUAAAGUAGUUGCACCAAACAGGUACACUGUUGUAAUAGACGGAGCCCCAGGAGUAGGCAAAACCACACUCAGCAGGAAGAUAUGCAUUGAUUGGGCACAAGGGAAGCUCAUCAAGGACCACCACACUGUUAUCCUCAAACCACUAAGGGAACUAAGAGGUCACACAGCUGCCUCACUAUCUGACUUACUAAAAGCUGACGACCCUGAGCUAAAGGAGCAAAUCAUAAAGCACAUACAGGAGACAUCAGGUUUAGGAGUAAUGUUCAUCUUUGACGGAUUUGACGAGCUGAGCAGUCAGCAACGAUCUGAUAAGAAUACACUUUUAUGGGAAAUCAUUCGAGGGAAUUCCCUACACAAUUGUUCUGUGCUGGUUACAUCACGAUCAUAUGCCUCAGGCCCACUACAGGAUAUCAACCGUGUCAAUCGUGUUAAUCGACAUGUUGAAGUAUUAGGAUUUAAAAGAAAGGAUAUAGAACAUUGUAUUAAACAGAACAUUACAGACAAAGAAAAAGCAGAGAAGCUAAUACAGAUGCUGAAGGAGAGAUUGGAUAUUGUCUCCCUAUGCUAUAUCCCUCUAAACUGCAGGAUUGUACUGUAUGUCUACCAGAAAAAACAUACUUUACCUGACACACUCACACAACUCUAUGAGGUAUUCAUUCUGUACACAGUCAAACACUACAAACCUGGCAUAAAUGAAAUAAAAUAUGCAAAUAAUAUUGAGGAUUUUCCCGCUACAAUAAUCAAGUGUCUAGACUCGUUAUGUGAGUUAGCAUACACAGGAAUGACUCAAGAUAAGCUAGUCUUCAAAUAUAAGGAAGUCACACAGGAAUUUGACACACCAGCAUUAUCUUUAGGACUACUAAACUUGAUCGAGACUUUCAGCAAGGAACAGACAGAGGCUUAUUACUAUCAGUUCCUUCAUUUAACCAUUCAAGAGUUUCUAGCUGCAAGGCAUCUUGCACUAAAAAAGAGCAAAGAAGACAAACUAGAGUUUAUUACAUCCAAAAUUGAUGAUGAUAGAUUUAGAAUGACUUUACUCUUUCUUUCUGGAUUGACUAAACUUGAUUUUCUUCCUGUUGAACAAGCCUUCCCAGCUCUGAAAUCAAUAGAGACUGGUGUGUGUCAUUAUUUCAAAACAAAAACAAAAUCUCUACGAAAACCAGUGAGAACUCAAUUCUUAUUCCUGGCUCAUCUUCUAUACGAAAGCCGACAAACGACAUACAACUGGCUCUUUCCUUGUCUGGUGACCAAUUCACUCAACUUGUCAGAGCAUAGUCUCUCUCAGUUUGACUGCCUUGUCUUGGCCAACUUUCUCGCCCUAACUCCCAAAGAUCACGUGUGGGAUGAUAUAAACUUGUCCCAAUGCAGUCUUAGUUCUGAUACAAUUAAACUAUUAGUGUCUAAGAAGCAUUCACAGAGAGAUAUUUCAGUAUUGUGCCUAACUAAACGACUAGAUCUCUGUUCCUACAAAAGUGCUCGAAUUUCUCAAAAUUCUUUCACAGCACUCUUCGAAAAGGAUUCAAAACUGGAAUACGUUAAAAUUCCACCAUUGGAGUUUAAAGAAAUAAUAUGCUGCAAAUCACCUUUAGGUGAAGCAUUGCACAUGCUACGAGCAAAUAGCUUACAGGAAUUAAUAAUGACAUCCGAUACUGAAGCAGGGUGGGCUGAGAGUGAAAUUAUAUCAAAAAGUGCAUUACAGAUUUCAAAAAUGAAAAUAUGUUCAGGGGUAAUUAAGAACUUUAUCGAGUCUGUUAAACAUAAAAAAGUAAAGACUAUCGUAUUAUACAAACCUGAUAGUUUUGAGGACUGUUCGCUAUGUGCUAGCUCCGAAAGUGAUGUUUGGGAUAGUUUUUGCAAUGUCAUCAAAAACUGUAAGCAUAUACAACACCUUCAUAUUAACAAGAGCCACAUCAAUGCACAGGAUAUUUCAUCACUAAUAGCAACUUUGCAAAACAAGAGAAACCUACGUACGUUACAACUAGAGGGAAGCAAAAUAAACUACAAAGGUCUAAUACACUUACGAAAUAACUUGCCAGUGAAUGUAAGUGUUCAUAUUUCAAUAAGUAAUAAUAUGCCAAAUUUGAUAAUGUAUGUAUGCAAUGACAACCACGUUUGUGUUGUUUUUAAGUCACCUGACGAGCACAUAGAAGAUAUUGAAUCCGAUGAUCUAUUUACGGUAUUGCUAGAACAGCAGUUGCCACAGGAACUAAAUAGAGUGAUUGUUACCGCUGAAUCAUUCCUGUCUAAGGCUUUACUUAGGUCAGUAGGAAAUAGUAAAAUUGUAGCUAGUUUAACAUUAGUCGAACUUAAUUUCACACAAUUUGCUAAGGACUGUCGAGAUAUGCUUGAGAGCACCAACACUUUGCAAACAUUGACACUUGACUCAUGCGAAUUAAACGGUACAUCAAUCAAACAUUUGGAGGAUGGACUCUCAUGCAAUCAAGCAGCUGUGGAACUAAAGUUAGAAUACUCUGGUUCAGAUGACAACUUCUGCGCAUGGCACACACCGCUGGCAGCUCUUAAAGUGAGGUCACAAAAUCUUCACGAGCUCAAUAUAGAAAGACAUACUCUGAGCAAAGAACGUAGGAAAAAACUUUCAAAGAUAGUAACAACAUGCAAGCAGCUACGAGUCUUAAAAGUAUGGUUUGGAGACAAUAUUCAGAAAUUUUUUUCCAUGCUCUAUCGGAUAAUCAAAGCCUAAGAGAACUCAGUAUUCAAACUACUUGCAAGAUGUCAGUGUUGUUGUUUCAAACACUCCCAUCAACCUCCAUCACCACUUUAGACUUACAAUGUUACGAGAAUGAACAACUUGGAAAUAAGGGAUCUUUAGCGUUUAAAGACUUCAUUCAUCAAAAUAAAGCGUUAACUGUUUUGAGAGCUAAUUCGUGCGGUCUAACGGAUGAAGCAUUUAAAGGAAUCAAUAUUACACACAAAUCUCCUCUGAGAGAACUUUCUCUCAGAGAAAAUAAGGAAGUAGACAGUAGUUGGACAGAACUUUUCAAUGCUCUUUGUUCAUCAUGCAUCACCACACUAGACGUCAGUGGUAAUAAAUUGUGUGGGGAGGAGUGUUGCACAGCUUUGAAAUGUCUACUCAUCAACAACAAAACACUAGCUGUUCUAAAAAUUGAUUAGCCUAAAUAUACUGAAGAAGUGGUUUACUGUAUUGCUGAUGCUCUCUCACACAAUCACUCAUUGAGGGAAGUAUCAAUUAGUGGAUACAAACUAAACAUUCAGGGAUGGACAAAUCUGUUUAAAAGCUUACAUGAAAACACAACGUUAAACACGUUAAACUGUAGUGACGCUCAGUUACAAGCAGCCGACCUAAACAAUGAAAUCGCUAAAUCUGUGUGUGAAAUGCUAGCACGCAACCAAGGUCUUCAAAAUCUAGAUAUUGCCGAUGAAUUGAUUGAGGGCCAUUUGAAAGAAUUUGCAAUGGCAUACAUUCAUAGAAAACCUGUCCUAAAUUUAACUGUUGGAGAAUUGGAAGAUGAGUUAGUGAAAGAGAUCGAGGAACUUGAAACAGAUACCGAUAAAGAGUACAACAUUAACAACAGAUGGUAUUAGCAUGUGCUCCUGUUUAAUUAUAACACCACCAUGAUAAUUAAGUAAACGUUCUGUCUGUAAUAUCGACUCUACAAGCUCCAUUGUACAAUCUAAGCAGAACAGAAGCUAUAAACACUUGUCAUUAAUUUGUAUGUACGUGUCUUAUUUGCUAUAGUACUGUAUAUUAAUUGCUAUGUUUGUACGUAUUGCGUGGGCGGAUCAAAGGGAAUGCGAAAAUACAACGCGUAUUGUA